Messenger RNA from Ostrea edulis (European flat oyster), 1208 nucleotides. RefSeq lists its product as uncharacterized. Bases 21 to 818 code for a protein of 265 amino acids. The record is from RefSeq and is a predicted model, not a curated record. The transcript is spliced from 4 exons. Lineage: Eukaryota; Metazoa; Mollusca; Bivalvia; Ostreida; Ostreidae.
CACCUACACUUUACGCAGAUAUGGACUUCAAACAUAUUUCCAUAGUGUUCAUUUUCGGGAUUCUGUGGUUGGACAGUUCGACAUCACAACGGCCGGGAAGAUGGCCGAACUGGAAGAAAUUGAGGAACACACGUUUUCUGAAAAAUGUAAAAAGGAUAAAGUACGGACAGCCUGUAUUUUCCCCGCGAGCAAUGGGACUCUUACGAAAAGGCUGGGGAAAGAAAAAUAUACACAAUAAACUAGAUAAAGCUUUUGGUAGAUGUGAUGUGCCUGACCAAGACGCGGUGAAGACUAUGUUUCCGGGGUUAUUUCAGUCGGUUGGUGAUAUUAACAAACUUCUCGAGAUGCAACAGAACAAAGCAAAGAAACCAGCGUCACAGGCGGAUUUUAGUGGUUGGCAUGCAGUACCGUCCAGAAGAAUCCAUAUUCCAAACACAGUAUCUGUUUCUCCGGAAUCUAUCUCACAGGUAGCCUCUUCUGGUACUCCAAGUGAUGGGAAAACGCCUGCUGGGAGUUUUAGCCGGAGACAGGAUUCGUUCAUUUGUAAUUGUUGUAAAGUAGAUCGAUAUUUUGAGACUUAUGAAAAUAUAACCGUGGGCACUAUAACGUAUAACGUCAUUAAACUACCAGGCGAGGGCCAGUUUUUCGCCAUAGAAAGAUGUCCAUCGGAGCCACAGUGCCUUUUCGGGGGUUGUAUACAGAGAUAUACUCGACAACCCAUUCUCAUUUGGAACGAUACCAAGCCUUAUCAUCCUCCUCUAGAUUUUGCCCAUUUUGACUUUCCGACCCAUUGUGAGUGGGCUAAUAUCGGGCAGUGAUGAGUGAUAAAAUAGGUCGAACGCAGUUCAUUGCCCACUCGGCAAAGAAAGACUACGUGAAAAUCAACGAGAAAACGUAUACACAAAGAUACAGUGCAUGUGUUCUGAAACAUGGGAACUAUAACAAAGCAAUGCAAGUGUGGCUGUUUAAUACGGUUUUCACGGGUACACUUUUUACUUAUACACUGUCACUGUAAUCAAGCCAAAGCAAAUGGAAUCUACUAUCGGACAUUGAUAGUAGUGAUUAUAAACCAUACCUCGAAUGAUUUGGCUCAUCUCUUUUUGUUGUUGGUACAUCUAUGUGCAUUAGUUAGAAUAGUAAAUAAAGCAGCUAAUUUAUGUAAAAUUUAGAUAUCUCUGUGAAAUUGAAUAACAUUCAUUUUACAUUUU